This is a messenger RNA of Myotis myotis, 2393 nucleotides long. RefSeq names its product limb development membrane protein 1 like (gene LMBR1L). Bases 255 to 1853 code for a protein of 532 amino acids. Gene Ontology annotation, biological process: receptor-mediated endocytosis; signal transduction. The transcript is spliced from 17 exons. Lineage: Eukaryota; Metazoa; Chordata; Mammalia; Chiroptera; Vespertilionidae. The record is from RefSeq and is a predicted model, not a curated record. Gene Ontology annotation, molecular function: transmembrane signaling receptor activity.
GCCCGACCUUAAAGGGGAGGGAACAGAGUAGGGACAGGGGCCCUUUAAAACAAGGCGCGCUGGUGCCUGCCCCUUUAAGGGCGGGGCGUCCGGACGUCUGAAUCUGGACCUCAGAUUACCUCCCCCGAGUUUCCGUCGCAGGCUGCGAGGAAAGGCUCCUCGGCUGGGUCCGGGUGCUUGGCGGCGGCGGCUUUAUCCCCGCCGGUCCUCCCCGGGCCCGGAGACACCCCCGCCCCAGUCAUGCUGAGCAGAGUAUGGAAGCAGCUGACUACGAAGUGCUAUCCGUGCGAGAGCAGCUAUUCCACGAGAGGGUCCGCGAAUGUAUUAUCUCAACACUUCUGUUUGCGACACUCUACAUCCUCUGCCACAUCACCCUGACCCACUUCAAGAAGCCUGCUGAGUUCACUACAGUGCUCCCACACCCAGGACCAGAGACCUCCGUGACCGCUGGGACCCCAGGACCUGUGGAUGAUGAAGAUGCCACAGUCAACAAGAUUGCGCUCGAGCUCUGCACCUUUACCCUGGCAGUUGCCCUGGGUGCCGUACUGCUCCUGCCCUUCUCCAUCAUCAGCAAUGAGGUGUUGCUCUCACUGCCUCGGAACUACUACAUCCAGUGGCUCAACGGCUCCCUCAUCCAUGGCCUCUGGAACCUCGUUUUUCUCUUCUCCAACCUGUCCCUCAUCUUCCUCAUGCCCUUUGCAUACUUCUUCACUGAGUCUGAGGGCUUUGCUGGCUCCAGAAAGGGUGUCCUGGGCCGGGUCUACGAGACAGUGGUAAUGUUGAUGCUCCUUACUCUGCUGGUGCUGGGCAUGGUGUGGGUGGCAUCAGCCAUUGUGGACAACAACAAGACCAGCAGGGAGUCACUCUAUGACUUCUGGGAGUACUACCUCCCCUACCUCUACUCCUGCAUUUCCUUCCUUGGGGUCCUGCUGCUCCUGGUGUGUACUCCGCUAGGUCUCGCCCGCAUGUUCUCGGUUACUGGGAAGCUGCUGGUCAAGCCGCGGGUGCUGGAAGACCUGGAGGAGCAGCUGUACUGCUCAGCCUUUGAGGAAGCAGCUUUGACCCGCAGGAUUUGCAGUGAGUUGCAGUUCUUCCCAGGUGGGAUGAUAGGCAUGCAUUGGGCAAGGGCAGCACCAUCUUCUCUGCCCUCAGAUCCCACCUCCUGCUGGUUGCCUUUGGACAUGGAGCUGCUGCACAGACAGGUGCUGGCUCUGCAGACACAGAGGGUCCUACUGGAGAAGCGGUGGAAGGCUUCAGCCUGGCAGCGGAACCUGGGUUAUCCCCUGGCCAUGCUGUGCUUGCUGUUAUUGACGGGCCUGUCCGUGCUCAUUGUGGCCAUCCACAUCCUGGAGCUGCUCAUCGAUGAGGCUGCCAUGCCCCGGGGCAUGCAGGAUGCCUCCCUGGGCCAGGUCUCCUUCUCCAAGCUGGGCUCCUUUGGUGCUGUCAUUCAGGUUGUACUCAUCUUUUAUCUGAUGGUGUCCUCGAUCGUGGGAUUCUACAGUUCUCCACUCUUCCGGGGCCUGCGGCCCAGAUGGCAUGACACAGCCAUGACACAGAUAAUCGGGAACUGUGUCUGUCUCCUGGUCCUAAGCUCAGCACUUCCUGUCUUCUCUCGAACCCUAGGACUCACUCGCUUUGACCUGCUGGGUGAUUUUGGACGCUUCAAUUGGCUGGGCAAUUUUUACAUCGUGUUCCUCUACAAUGCAAUCUUUGCGGGCCUCACCACUCUCUGUCUGGUGAAGACCUUCACCGCAGCUGUUCGGGCAGAGCUGAUCCGGGCUUUUGGAUUGGACAGACUGCCAUUGCCUGUCUCUGGUUUCCCCAGGGCAUCUAGGAAGACCCAACACCAGUGACCUCUAGUUGGGGGUGAGAGGGAAAAAACUGGACACUGCCAUCUGCUACCCAGUCCUGAAGCGACACCAGGAGUGGGUGAUCCUUAAGACCUGGAAUCUGAGAGGGGUGGGUGGCAGAGGGGAGCUGAGCCAUCUGCACUGUUUGCAUAAUCUGAGCCAGAGUUUGGGACCAGGCCCCCUUGUUUUUCCAGAUUUAACUGUGGGCCUUAGCAUGGGGCGGGACUGGGUGACUUGGGUCUGGCUCCUGGUCCCAAAUCCAUUAACACAUCAAUCUGCCUCACUGCUAUUCCAGGCCAUGCCUGUAGCCAUGUUUACAUGAUUUGAUGUGCAAUAGGGUUGGGUGGGGACCGGGGAGGGACCGAGCAGGGGCAGAUGUGGGGGGCAGAUUGUCUCCCUUGCCUCUGGUCCAGAAGAACCUAAGCACUGUGUUAUCCUGGAGGGACUUUGGACCACCAGAGAGGUGAGGAUGUGGGAAAGAAAAGGCCACAACCAUCAGCAAUAAAGUUGAUCCCAAGGUUUGCUUUGGUUUUUUUAAAAGGC